Eurytemora carolleeae is the source of this 581-nucleotide messenger RNA. RefSeq lists its product as uncharacterized. The record is from RefSeq and is a predicted model, not a curated record. Lineage: Eukaryota; Metazoa; Arthropoda; Copepoda; Calanoida; Temoridae. The coding region runs from base 87 to 581 and encodes 164 amino acids. The transcript is spliced from 4 exons.
AAAUACUAAAUUUAAUUUAUUUAGAUACAGACAGUUGCUACUUUGCUAUACAUCAUAAAAGACUAGGGGAUAGUGUUGCAACUCACAUGAAAGCUAGUUAUAAUCUUCUUAAAGAUCAACAUGUGGAUUCAACUUCAUUGUUAGCUGGGUACCUGGUGACAGAAAAUAUAGUAGAUGUGAUGAACAUAUACGGAGAGAAGAUGUAUAGACUAGAAGCUCUAGACCAAGGACCAGAAAUUCAUGUGAAAGGGAUACAGCGAGGUCUUCACAGAGAAUUGAAAAAACCUGAAAAUGCUUCUAAAUUGUAUGCUGAAGCUCAAACAGUUAUCAUUCAAUCUGGAUUUCGAAGACAGCCUGGUGGUGGAGUUACCUUAGAAACCAUGACUCGUCAAACUUAUAAUGGUGUUAAACCCAGAAAGAGAGCUUUUAUCACCUCUCAACAUAAUGCGAACUUGAUUGAAAUGAACGGAGUUAUGAGUGAUCUGUGUAUGGAGGUUUUAGAAAAAGAGAUGAAAGGAAUGAGGCUUGAAAUAUCACUGCGUAAGAAGAUUUGGGAAACUGUAAAUGACGAAUAUCAAUAA